This is a messenger RNA of Nicotiana tabacum (common tobacco), 3763 nucleotides long. The record is from RefSeq and is a predicted model, not a curated record. Lineage: Eukaryota; Viridiplantae; Streptophyta; Magnoliopsida; Solanales; Solanaceae.
CUGUUUCUCCGACUUUACUAAAUUCGUCUGUUACGGAGGAAAAUGUUUGUCGUGAGAAUUAUUUUGUGGGGAAAUUGCAGACCUUGAAUUUGUACAUUUUCGGUGUUGGGUGCAAAAUUCAUAUAACAUGUAGUAAUUAUGCUAGGGCUGGCAUAAGGUAGAAAAAAUAAAAUUUGAUUGCAUCCCCCAAUGUACAAGUGUUAUAACAAUGAUAGAUAAGUAGUGAUUGCCAAAUAAUAUGGUGGGAUGAAUGAGAUUUUCUUUCUUAAAUUUUUUAGUUGGGUUAGUGAAUUUUAGAUAACUAAAAAACAUAAGUGACAUUGUAGAAAGCUUUGGAUAUUUGUUGAGAAAAAUAAAUUGAUUACACAUAGGAGAUAAGUCAUUUUUAACUUUUGCUAAAAAAAAAAUAUUUUUGGUGGAAAAACAUUUUUCCCAACAUAAGUCAAACAUUUCUCAAGUACCAAACACAGAAACACGAAUUUCCCGGGCGAACUUGCAGCGUCAAGUCUUCUCUCUUCUCCGGCGAACUAUACGAACUCGCCGUAAAAUCUAAGAAGUAAGUCCACUUGUUUCUCACCAGAUUUCCUCCUCUCUUGUUCAGAUGAUACCAAAAAGUCCUAAACCCUUUCCCAAUUGCUUUUAAUUAGUAGAAUAUGAGAGAUGUUUGAAUGUCUGACAUCGCUACAUUGUUUUAAUAGCUAGCUAAGUUAAAGUAAUAUAGCAGGUACUAUUAUUAUGGUGAAUUGCGUUCUUAAUUCAUCUCUAUUACGAAAAUGUUGCUUAAGAUCACUAAAUCACAGCUGAUUUUUUAAUGAUAAAGUCAGAGCAACAGAAGAUUAAUUAGCUAUUCGGAUAAUUUUUCUGUUUUCUCACAACAAAGGGCGACAAGCUUUUGUUGAUGAGUGAUGAGUGGGUGUGGGUUCAGCUCAUACUCGAGCUGGUGAACACGAAUUUGGUCUAGAUUUAUCAGAUUUCACCCCCUCAGUGGAUAUGUCGCUUUCCCGUUGUUCUCAGCAUGAACUUGAUGAUGAAUACAAGAAAGCUGAUAAAAAUGACAGUGAUAUGCUCACAACCCUUAACAAAGAAAAAGGUUGGAUCACUGAACAUCUUUACCAAUACCAAUCCUUUUGGUUUACUCCAGCAGCUAUUAGAGGAGUUAAGAGGGCGCAACAAUGCUUUAAAGCUCAACCCACAGAUGCUAUUCUAGUUACUUUCCCAAAAUCAGGAACAACCUGGUUUAAAGCCCUUAUCUUUUCCCUCAUGAAUCGUGACCGGUUUAAUUUUUCCUCCCACCCUUUGCUGACCAAAGGCCCCCAUGAUUGCAUCCCCUUCUUGGAAGCCAUCAUACAAGAUGAAACUUCCUACCAAGAUUAUCGAAUUUCGUGUUCGCCAUGUUGCCUUUUGGCUACCCACAUUCCUUACUCUUUGUUACCGGCAUCUGUGAUGUCUUCUGGUUGCAAAAUUGUGUAUGUUUUUCGCGAGCCUAAAGAUGUUCUUGUUUCAAAUUGGCUUUUUAUGACAAAAUUAAGAUUCAAAGAACUACCAUCUUUUCCAAUCAAAGAUGCUUUUGAUCUGUUUUGCAAAGGCGUGUCGCAUUAUGGACCCUUUUGGGAUCAGGUCUUGGGUUAUUGGAAGGCAAGCAUGGAAAAUCCGGACAAGGUACUUUUCUUGACGUACGAGGACAUGAAGAAAGAUCCCAUUAUCUGUCUUACCAAAUUGGCUAAGUUCUUGGACAAGCCUUUUUCCUUAGAAGAAGAAAGAGAAGGGGUUGUGCAGGAGAUUGUAAGGCUUUGUAGCUUCGAGAAUUUGAGCAGUUUGGAAGUGAAUCAGACCGGAGUUCAACAUUUCAGUCCACAAUUUGCUGUUGCGAACCGGCAUUUCUUGAGGAAAGGUCAAGUUGGAGAUUGGAAAAGCCACCUGACACCACCAGAGAUGGCUGAACAGUUGGAUGAAAUCACUAGGCAGAAACUUGCUAGGACAAGCUUGAUAGAAACUUUGUUUGGUGAUAGAAUACCCUAUACUGCAAAGGCAUAAGUUAGUGCUCUAUGCUACAGUAGCAAGGCAUUAAUCGCUAGUCAAACAGUAUCAAAAUGACAUUAUAGUUUGCUCCAGGUUAUAAUAAAUAUACGUGUUUCACUACUGUUCUUUAAAUUCAUAGCUUUUUUAUAUGCAAAUGUAAUUGUUCUGCAGUUGCUGCAGCUGUGAAGUGAUUUUAUUAAAUUAAUUAAUAUUUGUUCUGAAUGACUUCAUUGAUAGCAGGAGAAACAAUGAAUGACUUGACACUCUAGUUUGUUUUCCUAAUUUUAGAAGUUGUCGUGCAUUGAUAAAUUUUGAUGCAUGAACCUUAGUUAUUUGGCUAUUUUGCUGCUGUUGUGGUUCAUUUCAUUUGCUAACAAACUAGUUAUCUAUGCAUGUCUAUGUAUUGGUCUACAAAUUAUGAGGGAACUUGAACCAGAAACGUUUCUGUGAUAUUUCAACAGCAAGUUGGUCUGUUUUCUCACAACAAAGGGGGACAAGCCUUUGUUGAUGAGUGGGUGUGGGUUCAGCUCCACUUCGAGCUGGUGAACACGAAUUUACUCUAGAUUUUAUCAGAUUUCACCUCCUCAGUGGAUAUGUCGCUUUCCGGUUGUUCUCAGCAUGAACUUGAUGAUGAAUACAAGAAAGCUGAUAAAAAUGACAGUGAUAUGCUCACAACCCUUCCCAAAGAAAAAGGUUGGAUCACUGAACAUCUUUACCAAUACCAAUCCUUUUGGUUUACUCCAGAAGCUAUUAAAGGAAUUAAGCGGGUGCAAGAAUGCUUCAAAGCUCAACCUACAGAUGCUAUUCUAGUUACUUUCCCAAAAUCAGGAACAACCUGGUUCAAGGCCCUUAUCUUUUCCCUCAUGAAUCGUGACCGAUUUGAUUUUUCCUCCCACCCUUUACUUACUAAGGGCCCCCAUGAUUGCAUUCCCUUCUUGGAAGCCAUCAUACGAAAUGAAACUUCCUACCAAGAUUAUCGAAUUUCGUGUUCGCCAUGUUGCCUUUUUGCUACCCACAUUCCUUACUCUUUGUUACCAGCAUCUGUGAUGUCUUCUGGUUGCAAAAUUGUGUAUGUUUUUCGCGAGCCCAAAGAUGUUCUUGUUUCAAAUUGGCUUUUUAUGACAAAAGUAAGACUCAAAGAACUACCAUCUUUUUCAAUCAAAGAUGCAUUUGAUCUGUUUUGCAAAGGCAUGUCACAUUAUGGACCGUAUUGGGAUCAAGUGUUGGGUUAUUGGAAGGCAAGCAUGGAAAAUCCGGACAAGGUACUUCUCUUGACGUACGAGGACAUGAAGAAAGAUCCCAUUCUCUGUCUUUCCAAAUUGGCUAAGUUCUUGGAUAAGCCUUUUUGCUUGGAAGAAGAGAGAGAAGGAGUUGUACAGGAGAUUGUAAGGCUUUGUAGCUUUGAGAAUUUGAGCAGUUUGGCAGUGAAACAGAACGGAGUGCAACAUUUGAGUCCACAAUUUACUGUUGCGAACCGGGAUUUCUUGAGGAAAGGUCAAGUUGGAGACUGGAAAAACCACCUGACACCAGAGAUGGCCGAACAGUUGGAUGAAAUCACUAGGCAGAAACUUGGUGGGACAAGCUUGAUAGGAACUUUGUUUGGUGAUACAAUACCCUAUAGUGCCAAGGCAUAAGUUAGUGCUCUAUUGUACAGUAGCGAGGCCUUAAUCGUUAGUCAAACAGUAUCAACAAUGCCAUUAUGAAUUUGCUCCAGGUUGUAAUAAAUAGAUAAAUACUUGUUUCA